Hemibagrus wyckioides is the source of this 3544-nucleotide messenger RNA. RefSeq names its product interferon regulatory factor 8 (gene irf8). The record is from RefSeq and is a predicted model, not a curated record. The transcript has 9 exons. Gene Ontology annotation, cellular component: nucleus. Bases 1921 to 3198 code for a protein of 425 amino acids. Gene Ontology annotation, biological process: immune system process; regulation of transcription by RNA polymerase II. Lineage: Eukaryota; Metazoa; Chordata; Actinopteri; Siluriformes; Bagridae. Gene Ontology annotation, molecular function: RNA polymerase II cis-regulatory region sequence-specific DNA binding; DNA-binding transcription factor activity, RNA polymerase II-specific; protein binding.
CCUAAUCAGCUGUACUACAGUCUACUGUAAAUGAUCCAGAACAUUCUGUCAAAUUUGUACUGUGCAAAAUCUUCGGAUAUUAACAACUAUUCAUUAAACUCUACUACUGAUUAAGGCUGAAUGUUGUGCCAGAGUGGUUUUUAUUGAAUAAAGAGUCUGCUUUUUUGGGUUUUUUUAAAAAAAAACAAGGUCCCAGGUUCCCAACACAAGGCCCCUGUAUAAGAGCAUCUUCAGUCCAGAGACAGGCAGAAACCUCAACCUGUGCUCACAUCCUGAAAACAGGCCGAGAGCAUGUGACGUUUGCUUUCUGAGAUCCGCUUUUGAAGGUUUCCAGAUGAUACUUCCUGGGCGCAGGUUAAACGACCUCAGGAUGGCAUGAAACUGUUAACCAUUACAAGGCGUAGUCUCUCGGCCGUGGUGCCGUACAGACAAAUAAAAUGAAAAUCAAAUCACAUCCUGCAGAUAAGACAUGAUGUGAUAUUUAUUUUGGAGUUCAUUCUGCAGACACUGCCAUGGUAAAGCCACUGUGCUGACAAUGUUUUAUUAUAAACACACAUUGAAUAUCAGAAAGGAAGCAAUGUGUGUGGCGAUCCAACUAAAGGUGUAUUGUAAGAGAUGUUGAAUCAGCUGAGAUGUAGUAUUCCUGAGGAAGCGGUCCAAGGAUCCAGCUCGACCCUGACCAGGAUGAAGUGCUUUCCGGAGAUGAGCGAAGGAAUUGUUAUAUUAGAUAAUGGAAUUUUUUGGUUGCUAGCUAGCAAACAGUUAUAAUAGUUAGCUAGAUAGUUGUAUCUGCUUGGAAAAGCAACCAUUUGAGGCGGUCAGGAAAUGGUUACGCUGCAUUAUUACUGAAUUUGAAAUGUGUUGAGAAAAUAUGUGAUAAAUAAAUAUAGGAAUGAUUGCAUAGGUGGCAAAGCAGGUAGUGUUGCUGCCUCAGAGCUCCAUGGUCCUAGUUUUGAUCCUCCUGAACUGAGAGUCUGGUUUGUGUGAUGUUUGUCAUGUUCUCCCAGUUCUUCAUGGGUUUAUAUCCGUGUUCUCCAGGUUUAGCAUAACGUGAAAUGAAAGCAUAUGUGUGCACGAUGCUUUGUAACCGACUGGAGACCCAUCCAGGAUAGUGUUCCUGCCUCACAACCAACGUUCCAGGGAUGAUCUCCCAAUUCACUACCAUUCUAGCCAGGCUUGAUCAAUAAUCUUUACUGGAGCUGGGAGGAAACCAGUAAACCCAAGAGGUGAGCGUGUGAUCCUCACACAGACUCUAAGCUGACCUUGGAUCGAGGUCGGCAUGACCCACGUAUUUAAUUCCUUUCUUCAGGAUCAUCCUGCUCAUGGGAAAAGGUAAAUAAGUAGAUAUUCCUUUUUUCCUCCUUUCUUUCUUUACAUUUACUGGAAGUUUUUUCGUGUGUGUGUGUGUUAUAAUGUACGUCUGUCACUCAAGUGCUCCAUUUCUUGUGAUUACUGACCCCUCCGUUUGACUAGAAAAGCAAACAUGGCGGCAGACACGGCAGAGGAAACAACUCGCUCAGGUCUCUGCGUGUUUUUAAAUCACCGUGGACGUUACAGAAACCUUAAGUAAACGUUAUAUAACAGUGCCCCCAGACUGUAAAAUCCCUUUUCCAUGGAAUAGUAACCCACCCCGGAGCCCUUUACACACUACCGAGGCUGAUUUCUCGGAAACUACACAGCUUCGAAGAACCCAAGUCUUCCUCCGAACUGGUCACGUCACAGCGCGGCGUGUGAUUGGCCGCGUGGGCGUUUGGGGGCGUGUCCACGCGUUCAUUCACACAAAAUAACCCCGAAAGACUUUUCUCAGUAUUAAAUCAGUGGUCGCUCUUUGGGAUAUUAUCUCCUAAACUGCGGGUGAAACUUUGUUUUUCUUUCUUCAGCAGUUCACAAGGGGGUGAAUCAGGAAAGGCUGAGUGGAAGAUGAAUCCAGGAGGACGGAGACUGAAGCAGUGGCUCAUAGAGCAGAUUAACAGUACUAUUUAUUCAGGUUUGCAGUGGGAGGAUGAAGCUCACACCAUGUUCCGCAUUCCAUGGAAACAUGCAGGGAAACAGGACUAUAACCAAGAGGUGGACGCUUCCAUUUUCAAAGCUUGGGCAGUGUUUAAGGGCAAGUUUAAGGAAGGGGAUAAAGCUGAACCGGCGACGUGGAAGACCAGACUGCGCUGUGCGCUCAACAAAAGUCCAGACUUUGAGGAGGUCACAGAUCGCUCGCAGCUGGACAUCUCUGAGCCGUACAAGGUGUACAGGAUCGUCCCUGAGGAAGAGCAGAAGUGUAAAAGCAGCAACUUGAACAUGAACUGCUCCACCGACGUCGUCGAUAUGGACUGCAGCCCAGCCGUGGAUCAACUCAUCAAAGAGGUGCCUAACGACGAAUACACAGGCAUUAUCAAGAGAAGCCAUUCUCCUAUGGACGACAUCUGCAAUGCUCAGUCCCCUCAGGAGUUCUGGCAGCAGGGUUCUCCUAACGGACUUCCUAUUCAUCUGGAAGCAUCACCAAUAAGCUCAUAUAACACUGGUUUUACUCAGAUGAUGAUCUGUUUUUAUUAUGGUGGAAAGCCCAUGGGUCACACACUGACCACUCACAGUGAUGGCUGUCGGAUCUCGCCGUGCCAGCCCCCCGCCCCGAUGUACGCCCCUGACAGCCUUCAGACCGUACGCUUCCCACCCGUGGAACUCAUCGAGAACGAGCGUCAGCGCUACGUCACCCGCAAGCUGUUCGGGCACCUGGAGCGCGGCGUUCUGCUGCGCGCCAACCGCGAGGGAAUCUUCAUCAAACGCCUGUGUCAGAGUCGAGUGUUCUGGAGCGGCCAGGACUCCCAGUACGGCUCCGGCGUCAACAAACUGGAAAGAGACUCUGUAAUCAAGAUCUUCGACAACAACAGGUUUUUGCAAGCACUGCAGAUGUAUCAGGAUAAUCAGUACCUGGCUCCGGACCCCACGGUCUCGCUCUGUUUCGGAGAAGAGUUUGCUGACUUCAGUACUGCCAAGAACAAGCUGAUCAUUGUGCAGGUGACGUCUGUGAAAUGUCAGCAGCUGCUGGACGCAAUGACCACUCACCGAGCUCAGUACAGCAGCAACCUGGAGAUCUCAGACGAGCUUCCCGGAGAUCAGGUGGCUCGCAUUUACCAGGACAUUUGCAACUAUUCGGUUCCUCAGAGGCCUCCGUGCUACAGAGACAACCUGCCCAUCAUUGCCUGAACCAGUAAAUCCAGCUCAGAUCAAGAAACGUCUCACAAACAGACAACGACGAAACCAUUCAGAAGCAUUAUCAGUGUUGUGGGGUUGAAUAAAGCUGCAUGUAGCGUCGCGUUUGCUCAGGAAAUCUCGUCAUGAACAUGUUCUCAGGGAAGGUUGUUCUUUCUUCUUUAAAAAAAAAAAAAAAAAAAAGUAUAUUUUCUUUAUAAAAUGUCUUGGAAUUACUUUUAUUUUUUUUUGCAGUUUUAUACACAACCUGGCUUUUUGUGGGUAAUUCUCUUGAGCUAGUAAGUAGAUAGGUUUUACUAUCUUUGGCUUGGUGUAUUGUGAAUUUUGAAAUAAAGAAGCA